AUGAACGACAUCCAGAAGACUCUGGAGAUCUCUUGUUGCCAGACUCCGAUUGAGGAGAGGGAGGAGGGAACUGGGGAGUAUACGGAGAAGGGAGAUUGCCACUAUCAACUAUCGAUGGGAGAGUCAGGUCGUGCUCUUUCGCACCGUCGCUUGUCCCAAAUGAGCCAUGUCCACCCUCGCUCAAUCACCUCUGCCACCCCCUCCACCGAUACCGAGCCCGAAGUCAACCUGCCCCCUACCAUCCCGCCCCAAGCCCACUUUCUAGACGGCAAAGGCAGCCUCUUUCGUGUAACCUUCAUCAGCGUAGCAUGCGCGACGCAAUUGCUCGCCCAGUCUGGAACGGGAUUGGUCAUGUUUCCGCUGCAUGCCAUUGGGAAGAAGUUGGGGACUGAUGAUCAGGGGGAGUUGAGUUGGAUGGUCGCGAGUUAUGGGCAAGUUCUAGGGCUCGAAUGGCGACUGGGAGACUUGUAUGGACCGAAGAGAUGGUGGGCAGUCGGGUUAGUCAUCAUGAGCCUCUCAAAUAUUGGUUCUGGGUUCUGUAAAUCUCCCAUCCCAUUCGACAUUACGCGCGCUUUGAGCGGAGCUGGGUCAGCCAUCGCCUUACCUAAUGCGCUCGCUAUCUUGGGUAGGACAUACCCGCCAGGUAAGACCCGUAAUGUGGCAUUCUCCAUCCUCGGCGCUCUAGCUCCUCUCGGGUAUUAUGUGGGCGGUAUGAUAGGCGCCAUAUUCGGACAGCUCGUAAUUGUCGGGUGGAUAUUCUGGUUCGUGGCAAUCCUCAUGGCCGCUCUUUUGGUAGGAGGCUGGUUCGUCCUUCCUCCCGACGAGCCCCACCCCGACCCGUCCCAACGCCACUUUGACUACCUCGGCGCAGUACUCCUCGCCACAUCAUUAGGCCUGCUCAACUUUUGCUGGAACCAGGCUCCUCUGGCCGAUAGGAAAUGGCAAGAACCAUACAUUUACACUCUCCUCGUAGUUUCGCUUGUGGGCUUUGCAGUCUUCUUUUGGUGGGAGAGAAGGAUCGGAAAGAAAGCUUUGGUACCCGUCGAGAUGCUCAAAAAGGAAAGCCUUCUCGUUUAUCUCUGUCUAUGGCUCGGGUGGAUGAGCCUGGGGACGUUUUUGCUAUACUCAUCAUUCUUGCAAGUUUUCUCUCAUAGAUCAAAGUGCAAUACUAACAUCCACCAAAGCAUCUACGACAUCAGGGGUUAUACCCAGCCCCUCGUCCUUGUCGCCCAAAUGUUCCCUCUCCUCCAUAACCUGACCCUCAUCAUAGGCAUGAUGGCAGCCCUCCUCGUACCUCACCUCAUCCACCGCCUCCCAGGCCACAUCAUCUUCCUCCUCGCCAUGUUGGCCUUCACCAUCGGCAACCUGCUCGCCGCUACCGCCCCAGCCCACUCGACGUACUGGGGAAACACGUUUGUGAGCAUGUUGGUCGUGGUGUGGGGCCCGGAUUUGAGUUUUAGUACGGGGCAGUUGAUUGUCAGUGGGAGCGUGGAUAAAGAGUUUCAGGGGAUUGCGGCGGGGAUUGUUAGUAUGAUCACUAAUUAUUCGUAA
Molecule: messenger RNA, 1551 nt
Organism: Cryptococcus wingfieldii CBS 7118
Lineage: Eukaryota; Fungi; Basidiomycota; Tremellomycetes; Tremellales; Cryptococcaceae
Product: MFS transporter
Exons: 7
Coding region: 1-1551 (516 amino acids)
Biological process (GO): transmembrane transport
Cellular component (GO): membrane
Molecular function (GO): transmembrane transporter activity
Source: RefSeq, a predicted model, not a curated record